This is a messenger RNA of Symbiodinium necroappetens, 1389 nucleotides long. The record is from the annotation of a GenBank genome assembly. Lineage: Eukaryota; Dinophyceae; Suessiales; Symbiodiniaceae.
AUGCCUCGUUUGGAUCAGCUGGAGAAGGAGAACUCAGGUCACACCAAUGCAUACCAACAGGGUCAAGGUCAGAGGCUGCAGCUCGUCGAGGAAUUGAAGCAGACGCAUUCGGGCCUGUGCCCAAUCCUUGCUCGGACUGUGCUCAACGGCGUUGCCUACCACCAUGCAGGUCUCACAACAGACGAGCGCGGCCUGCUGGAGGCAGCUUACCGGAAAGGAGUCCUGCGCUGUCUUUGUGCCACGUCAACUCUGGCUGCAGGAGUGAACCUUCCAGCUCGGCGUGUCAUCAUUCGUUCCAUGAAGGUUGGACGAGAUCCUCUGGAUGCUGUCCGUUUCAGACAAAUGGCAGGGCGCGCAGGACGCGUGGGCUUCGAUACAGAGGGAGAGUGCAUUGUGAUGGCGAGAACACUGAAAGAAGCCGACGAGGCUCGCGCUCUCUUUGCUGCCCAGCUGCAGCCGCUCCGGUCAGCCCUGGGGAAGGAGCGAUUAGUCAGGGCAGUGCUGGAGGUCAUCAGCCUGGGACUCGUCCGCACGGUGGAAGAGCUCGAAGUACGCUUUGCCAGGAAGCUGUUCCGCUGUUGCGAAGAGUGGUCGUCAACAUGCAGCAGUCCGGCUGUGAUGGCUGUUCCGGCAAGUUUGCUGCAAGACCUACGUUCGGCACUCUGUUCAUUGAAGGCGCAGCAGCUUGUCGAAGUGGACGACCCUCAUGGCUAUCCGAGCAUCGCCAGCUCCGAGCCUGAAAGCCAAGGCACGGAGGUGUAUUCGCCACAGGCCACAAUUCGGUCAACUCCUCUCGGCAAUGGCAUCGUCCAUUCCGCCCUCAAGCCCGAGGAGGCAUUAAGUGUGUUCUCUGAUCUUCAGAGAGCCCGGAAGUGUCUCUGUCUGGACAACGACCUGCAUUUGAUCUUCCUGGCCACACCGGCAGCAUCCGUCACCAUCGAACCGGACUGGGCAAGAUACCUGAGCUAUUACGAGCGACUCCAGUCCAGAGAUCGUGCUGUUUCUGAUGCCGUCGGAGUCUCACAUCACUUUCUGUUGAAGCAGUCCAUGGGGCACCGCGGGCCGCUCCCUGGAAGCAGCGGCGACUGGCGCCAGGACCGCGAGCGCGUCACGGCCUUGCAUCGGCGCUUUUGGGCGGCUCUUGCCUUGCGAGAACUUGCUGCUGAGAAUCCGCCUGCUCGAGUUGCCUGUGCCUUUGCAGCUUCAAGGGGCUCACUGCAGGCGUUGCAGGGAAUAGCAGCCACCUACUGCGGAAUGGUACGCCAGUUGUGCGAAAGGGUGCACUGGAACGACAUGGCAGCACUGUUCGACUGCCUGAUGCCACGCCUAAACUUCGGUGCUGCGACGGAGGCGCUGCCUUUGUGCCGAAUCCCCGGAGUCCGAGACUGA